Molecule: messenger RNA, 3162 nt
Organism: Sphaerodactylus townsendi
Lineage: Eukaryota; Metazoa; Chordata; Lepidosauria; Squamata; Sphaerodactylidae
Gene: SENP2
Product: SUMO specific peptidase 2
Exons: 17
Coding region: 48-1751 (567 amino acids)
Biological process (GO): protein desumoylation
Cellular component (GO): nucleus
Molecular function (GO): deSUMOylase activity
Source: RefSeq, a predicted model, not a curated record
CGCGGAAAAGUUAGGUAAUUCCGGCCCGGCUGUUGUGGCCGAAGCCUAUGUUCAAAUGGCUCCCCGAGGGGCUGCGCUCUUGGUGGUCCCCAUCUUCCUCUUGCCGCCGGGAAGUGGAGCCUCAGUCGCGGAAAAGACGGUAUCCCAGUACUCAGUUAAACAAAGAAGACCCUGACCAGGAGCAGACGAAACGGCAGAAACUUGGAAUUGUCUGUGCAAUAACGCAAGGGAUUGCCAGUCUACUUAGGCUACCAUCCCAGUUGACGGCUAUGCAUUUUCGGACUGGGAAUCAGCGUGUGGAAACUGCAAAUGAGGUGGUUCUAAAUGCUUCUGAUGCUUUGAACGCUGAGCCACUUGAACCUCCCUCUGGGAUGCAAAGGGUUGAAUCGGAUAAAAAAGUUGUUUAUGGUGCCUGGCGGAAUUCAAAUGAAGAUAUGGCUCCUAAUGGUAGCAGAAUUACACCCUUUCUAAGGAAUGAUUACGGUACCAGAAAGAAUAGCAAGACAAAUAAUAAUACUUCUCCAGAGGCCUUGCCAUCCUGGGGAAUUGCAGUUCACAGAUGUUUGUCAGAUUCUCCUCCUAUAACUGCAGGAAGGCUUUUAAAGAAACCUCACUAUACAGUGGAAGAGGGAGUUCAAAGAAAUGAGAGAGAAAAAUAUAAACAGCUACUUGAACAAGAAAAAGAAAAGAGCCCUAAAAAUGUCUCCAGUCCCAGUGUUACAAAGCACUCAAAAAGCGUCCAACGACGUGCAGGUGGGUUGUUAAUGUCUAGUCACUGUGUCGAAGUGGAUGUCCCUCCAGUUGUGACACCAAGAAAUGGUAUCAGAAGCUUUAAUUCCAUGUGCUCUGCUGAAGAUGUAAGCAGCCCGGUAAUGGUAGCCAAAAGAUCUGCAGAACUUGAAAAGCUUGUAGCACAGAAAAAAGAGUAUGCAAAGCAUCCCUCAGAGAGUGACCUAUCAGAGGAAAUAUUGCUUAGGUUAAACCUGCAUCAUGAAAGUUCUUCAUGUAUGAGAAGCACUCCAGUUGACGUGGAAGAACAGAAGUAUCUGAGUAGGGACAAGACUACGCCGUGCCUUCCUACCCUUUCAGAGGAUAUGGAGAAAGAAAUAGAAAACGUGCUGAGCCAUGGAUCAGAGGAUGAGGUUUUGAGUAGAGCCUUCAAGCUGAAGAUCACACGUGGAGAUAUUCAGACACUAAGAAAUCAGCGCUGGCUUAAUGAUGUGAUCAUUAACUUCUACAUGACUCUUCUGGCAGACCGAAAUAAAAGGCCAGGACUUCCAGUCCUUUACGCUUUCAGUACUUUCUUCUAUCCCAAACUAUGUUCUGAGGGCUAUAAUGCAGUCAGAAAAUGGACAAAAGAAUUAGACUUGUUUCAGUAUGAUAUGAUCUUGGUACCCAUUCAUAUCCAGAUACACUGGGGAUUAGUGGUUAUAGACAUGAGGCGAAAGACAAUCAAAUAUUUUGACUCAAUGGGACACAAUGGCUAUAGGAUCUGUAAGAAUUUGCUACAGUAUCUGCAAGAGGAAAGCAAAGCUAAGAGAAACCUGGAAAUCAAUGUUUCAUCAUGGACGCUUCACAGUAUGAAACCACAUGAAAUUCCUCAGCAGCUGAAUGGCAGUGACUGUGGAAUAUUUGUUUGUAAAUAUGCAGACUUUAUCUCCAGAGAUAAGCCCAUUACAUUUACUCAGCAUCACAUGCCUUAUUUCCGCAGAAGAAUGGUAUGGGAGAUACUUCAUCAGCAGCUGCUAUGACACAAGAUCUCUGACAGAGGUUCACUUGCACAGUGCCCUUGAUGACAGAAGAAGGGCUGUGUUCAGCUGCUAAUACCUUUCAGAGAUGGGUGAUGCUCUGAAGGCUUAGUUGAAAAGCAAGUUUUGCAUGAGCUGAAACUCCCUCCAAAGGAAGUAAAGUAAUGGGUUAAGAAUGGAAUUUAACAAGAUUCAUGGUGCCAGCUUAGUGACAGACUGGCAAAUGGCUAAGAAUAGUACUUUGACAUUUACUAUUGAGUGGCCUUUGGAUUACCUGAAAAGCAUAAAGAAGAGAACAGUAUAUAUAUUUUUCUCUUCACAAGGACUAUACACUACUGUGCCAAGCUACUGGUUCCACCCAUGGUCUUCUCUGAAUCGUUCUUCAGAAACUUGCAGUAGUCCUGCGUGAUCCAUUUCUAUGUUGCUGAGAUGUCCAACUUGUCAAACGGUGAUCAGUAUUUACCACAGUCAAUGUUAAUACUAGCACUUAACCCCAAUUUGCCCAAUUUGGGCACCAUGGCAAGUUGUGAUUUGAAGCACCCAGAAGCAGAGUGUGGAAUUCAUGUGCAAGAGGGGGAGAAGGUAGUAUACAAGCCCCUGGCAUGUUCCCAGUCCUUCAAAUGAAGUGCGUUCUUGUCACUGCAAGGCAGAAAACUAGUUUUGUUUGUUCUAAAACUUACAGUGCAGUCCUAACCAGAGUUGAAAUCAAUGGACUUCGACUGCAUUAACUCUGGUUAGGAUUGCACUGAGAUCGAUAGCUAUUUUGGAACAAUGGGAACUUUUUGAUUUGUAACAAAUCCAUAGAAGCAGCCCUAAAAUGAGGGUCAGUCUUUAUUUAAAAAUCUAUAUAUUGUACGAGUCUUAUUUAUUUGUAAAUUGAUCACUGGCAGGUCAACUGUGAUAGACAGCUAAAUACUGAUGAGUUGUCCUGGUCAUGGAACCUUGAGUGACAGGAAGUUGGAAAAAGGAAAAAAUGCUAUAGGUGGCAGUUGACUGAGAAAGGUUGGCAGUCAAAGUGAGAGGAACACAGCAGUGUAAGAUCGUGAAGGAUUUUGAGUAAGGGAGUGAAUUGAGUGUCCUUCCUUAAGGGAAAUAGUUUCAAAGGAAACCAGGUGAUCCCUUCCUGGUUUGACAGAAGAAAAUGGGAAACUGUGUGUAUAGUUCCUAACUCAACCAACAAUAGAAAUAUUGUUUCCAAGGUUGUGUCUAUUCAACUAAGCAUUGAUUGCCAAGUGUUCUCUAAUUCCAUCUUAAAAGUAUCAAUACCUGUCUGUGAAAUACAACAGCUACAUCCUAAAUACAAAAUAUCUGUUGUUUGUCAAUGUUGUUUAUAAGUAUUUUCUAUCCUCUCUGACAACCCAACGCUACCAUUUCUCCAAGUUAAAAAUAAAAACAGUUUUGAGUUUUUAUUUCA